Messenger RNA from Schistosoma intercalatum, 3529 nucleotides. The record is from the annotation of a GenBank genome assembly. Lineage: Eukaryota; Metazoa; Platyhelminthes; Trematoda; Strigeidida; Schistosomatidae.
AGCCUGGUCUUCAGGAUUGUCCAGUGUUUGAGCCUGCGUGCCAGAAUUGGCAUCAAGCUUGGCAUAUGUACUGUAACUAAUAUAUAGGUUGUUAUUCAGUACAGCUGCAAACGUUCGCUUCUCUCAGGAUUCGAAUUGGGAUUGUUGUUGAUGGUGGUCUAUUUUGCCUUGCGAAAUUGCAUAGAAUUUCAGUGAAUUUGCACAUGUUUUCGGUCUUCACAUCCCUAAAUAUCUACUGAUUAUUACAUCAUUCCUGCAGCCCAUUCUGGCCGUGGAUCACGUUAAAUCGUUUGCUUCCAUGUCAACGACGGUUGUAGGCCAGAGGCCGGCUCCUCACCGCCCUUUCCGCGGUUUAGUUCAAGUGGGCUACACUCCUUCACGAGCUACACCCCCAGCCACGCCUGUUGAUGCGACGACAACGCGUGAGGAGGCGCUUCUUGCAACUUCCGUCAAUGGAUGUAUUACUGGUGUCAGUCAUAUAAAACCUUUCUUCCUACCCCCUCGUGGUCAAGGAGAGGGAAAUCAUGGCUCUGUGGAGAAAGGUUUGGGCUACGGGGCAUUCGGAGUUGUUUGGUCAGUUAUCGAUCCACGUGAUGGUCAAAAAGUGGCACUCAAACGCAUACCACGGGUUUUUCAUAAUCCUAUUACAGCUAAACGUGUUCAUCGGGAAUUAAAAAUGCUCUCUUGUCUUAAACAUGAAAAUAUUGUAAAUUUAAUCGAUGUAGUGAAAUCGGAAAGUUAUUUGAAUUUCGAAGAAAUUUACUUUUUGUUUGAAUUAAUGCAAACGGAUCUGCACAAAAUUAUUGUCUCACCACAGCCAUUAUCUUUAGACCAUGUGAAAAUAUUUGUUUAUCAAAUAUUACGAGGUUUAAAAUAUCUUCAUUCAGCUCGGAUUAUACAUCGUGAUAUUAAACCAGGAAAUAUGUUGGUCAAUUCGAACUGUCUGCUAAAAAUAUGUGAUUUUGGUUUGGCACGAAUUGAUGAUCCAUUUGGAGAGGCUGUUCUUACACAAGAGGUUGUUACACAAUAUUAUCGAUCGCCGGAACUACUUAUGGAAGCAACACGUUAUUCAUAUGCCGUAGAUAUUUGGAGUGUUGGAUGUACUUUUGCUGAAUUAUUAGGUCGACGUAUUCUAUUCCCAGCUCGAAGUCCUUUAGAACAAUUAGAAUUGAUUAUUAAUCUUACUGGAAGUCCUAGUCCUGGAGAUUUAGAAAGUUGUCAUCCAGAUGCAUGUUGUUUUGUACUUUCAUCAAGAUUACGUGAUCCCAAUCUUUCUAUUCUUUAUGCUCUUACACCUGAUGUGAAUGAAUUAACUGUUCAUCUAUUGGGUAGUAUGCUCAAAUUCAAUCCGCGUCAGCGCAUUUCUGCUACCGAUGCAUUAAAUCAUCCAUUUCUGGAAGAAGCACGUCUACGUUAUCAUUCAUGUAUGUGUUCUUGUUGUCAUGAUGUCACAUUGAACUCUGUCAAUGAUGAUAAUGUUCAAACAACAGCUGGAUUUUGUUGUGCUCCAUCAUCAUCAGCCUCAUCAUCAUGUGCUUCAUCAUCGACUCCGUCGUCUGAUUCAAUACAAAGUAUUAAUGGAAAAUGUUUGCAUAGAUAUGAAGCGAAAACUGCUGCUAAUGCUAUGCCAUCAGGUAGUGGGAAUUCAACAUUUUCUUCUUCUAAUGCUACUACCACCAGUGGUCCUACACCUAGAAGACGUUAUUUUCAUGAUCUUGAUCCAAUUUGUUCAAUUCUACUUCCACUUGAUUUAGAUUCAGGAUUUCGUCGUCUCUCCGAUGCUAAACGUGUUUUAUGGGAUGGUAUACAAGAAUAUUAUCGUCGAGAUGAUCGGUUAACAAGGGUUGUGCUCAAUCGAAAUGCUGCCAAUUACAACAGUUUUAUUAAUUCUUCAGUUGCACAAGCCAAAGAAAUCCCUGCUAGUCAUCGUUGGCAUUAAUCGUCAAAACUAGGCAAUUACUCAUAACGGUUUAUCAAUAUACAUGUAUCAAGUCGAAAUUUGUAUGUAACCAUUUUGUAAGGUAUUUUAAUGCUAGAUGCUGUUUUUUUUCUGAAAACGUGAUAUUUUUCCCAUCAAAAAAUCACACUGAUUGGUAAUUGUCUUCCAAUACUCUAUUAUACUACAACAGAAAACCAAUAAUACACAUAGGAGAAUGGUGCUUUCCUCCCUAUUGCCCAUUGUCGCCCACCUUCAUCUACUUCACAUCAAUUUUUAGCGAGAACAUAGGACACAGUAUGAAUAUGUGAAAACAUUGUCAGAAUAUUCACCAUUUUAUUUACUGUCAUCUUUAUAUACAUCCAUCUGAUCGGUUCUAUAGUUGAUCACCCUCUGCUUUACAUCAUCAAUAUUGUUGUAAUUUCUUAAUAUGUCUUUUUAUUGCUUACAAAAACAAACACUUGUUGUCAUUGUCUUAUUUUUAUUGCUUUUAUGCCUCCAUUUUAAUAAUUGUCUGAAAGUUUUUGUGCAAUUUCUUUUCGCUUGAAUUUUCUUAGGUUUAAUUUAUUUCCGUAUAUGUAUGAGCAUCAUUUUUAUGUGUUCUUUAAUAUUCUUUUUGAAACAAAACAUUAAUUAUUGUUAGUUGUCUGUGCUGUGUUAGUUUGUGCUUUCGUUUAUCUCGUUCACCCAUCGACCCCACCUAACACGUUAUGUUAUUAUCACCAUGAUCGCCAUUUGUUCUUUGUUUUAUUUAUUUUUCUUUGCAUCACAAACAAUCAACAACGUUAUUUGAUUUCAUUUUUAAUUAAAAAGAGAAAGUGUUACACGUACCGAAACACAUAAACUCAUGCACACACAAACUUGCAUUCGCUUCUUCCUAGUUUUAUAAUAAUCAUAUAGGCUUUCGUUCAUUAUUCAAUCAUGCCAAAAGAGCUUUCUUUAUUUUUUUUCCUUUAUUUGUUUCACUCUAAUGUUGCAAUACUGUGUGUCUGUGUAUGACCCAUUCUUGUAUUUUUUUAGGUUAAACUAGUUUAAUAUUUAUUGACUUUCUUUAUCUCUCUCUAUGUGUAUGUAUAGGACAAUUUGACUCUAAUCAAAUCCAAGUACAUACACAAUACUUAGUUUCGUAUUAUUGAAGCAGGGAAAUCCUUUUGAUUGCUUGUUUAUGAAGUUGGAAUUCCUGUUUCUUUCUCUCUUUCUGUGUACGUGUGUGCAUCGUAGCUCAGGUUUGAACACAAAAAUUUGCACGAUACUGAACUUUUCCACAAAGAAAAAAUAACUACUAAUUUCUUUUGUUAUAACAAGUAAUAUUCACCUCAUAUGAUAUUUUCAUGUUCAGGAUUAUUCAAUCAAAUCAGUAAAUGAGUACAAAUAUUCUAAACAGGUAGUUUUUUCUAUAAAAAGAACAAAUCCAUUUUUUUCGAUUAUCUCUUCUUCUGCUUACAUAACAUAAAUAUAUCAUGUACAACCAUUUAUUUAUUUAUUCAUAGUAUGUGUUUAACACUCAAUCGUAUUUCAUUCAAAUUAAUAAUCUCUAGUACACAAUACAUGGUCUCUUUCCCUAUACAUAUAUAUAUAUAUAUAUAUAUAUAU